AUGGCCUCCCCGGCGCCGGCGUCCACCGCGGUCGCCGCGGCCAACGCUCCUCCACCGCGCAUCGGGCUCGCGGGCCUCGCCACCAUGGGCCAGAACCUGGCGCUCAACAUCGCCGAGAAGGGGUUCCCGAUCUCCGUCUACAACCGCACCGCCGCCAAGGUGGACUCCACGCUCUCCCGCGCGCGGGACGAGGGCGCGCUGCCGGUGCUGGGCCACCGCGACCCGCGCGGGCCCGGCGACGCCAUCGUCGACGGCGGCAACGAGUGGUACCAGAACACGGAGCGGCGCAUCGAGGAGGCCGCGGCGCGCGGGAUCCUGUACCUCAGGAUGGGCGUGUCUGGCGGCGAAGAGGGCGCACGGAACGGGCCCUCGCUCAUGCCCGGCGGCCACGUCGAUGCCUACAACAACAUCAGGGACAUCCUCGAGAAGGCCGCGGCGCAGACGGAAGACAGGGCGUGCGUCACCUUCGUUGGGCCCGGUGGUGCCGGCAACUUCGUUAAGAUGGUGCACAACGGGAUCGAGUAUGGCGAUAUGCAGCUCAUCGCUGAGGCAUACGAUGUGCUCCGCAGAGUUGGGGGCCUGUCCAACUCGGAGAUUGCCGAUGUGUUUGCGGAAUGGAACAAGGGCGAGCUCGAGAGCUUCUUGGUUGAGAUCACCGCGGAUAUAUUCACCGUGGCUGACCCAUUGGAUGGGAGCGGCGGGGCUCUGGUUGACAAGAUUCUAGACAAGACUGGGAUGAAGGGGACUGGGAAAUGGACGGUGCAGCAGGCCGCAGAGCUUGCAGUGGCAGCACCCACAAUUGCUGCAUCACUGGAUGGGAGCACAUUUGGAACUCCGUGUGCAAGCAAUCUUUUGUAA
Miscanthus lutarioriparius is the source of this 858-nucleotide messenger RNA. The record is from the annotation of a GenBank genome assembly. Lineage: Eukaryota; Viridiplantae; Streptophyta; Magnoliopsida; Poales; Poaceae.